Messenger RNA from Pseudozyma hubeiensis SY62, 1698 nucleotides. RefSeq lists its product as hypothetical. The transcript has a single exon. The record is from RefSeq and is a predicted model, not a curated record. Bases 1 to 1698 code for a protein of 565 amino acids. Lineage: Eukaryota; Fungi; Basidiomycota; Ustilaginomycetes; Ustilaginales; Ustilaginaceae.
AUGCAACGUACGCGGAGACCAUGGCUUUCUCUCGCCAAGGACCGGGUCUUCGACACAGUAUCUCGCUUCCUCUCUCAUGCACUUCCGGACCCACGCUACUUUUCUUACGACAUCGACCAAUUCGACGACUAUCGAAUCGCAUCACCCGAAGAAGCUGCUCUGGACUCGGAUGGGAUCCUCGACGGGCCCGGACUCAAUUGGGGUGGUAGCACCCUCGAGGUUGUCCGUUCCCAGGCCAUCUUCCUCACGCGUUCGGCUGCCUUCGGCCCUCGCAUCACCGACGAUGCGGGUCUCAAAGGCUUCUUGCUUCCUGUCUCGGACUUUUACAAGGUGCCCAAGGAAGCCAGCUUCUCGACAUCGGAUGCCAGUCGCGAUCCUGUCCACGCCUGCCCGUACAAAGGCGGUCCCGGAUCUCGACGCGACCUUCUGCUCGACAGGUAUGAGGACGAGGACGACCGUCGUCUCUAUUCGUCUUUCCAUCCUGGCUCAUCCUCGCAAGCUUCUUUCACAUGGAGUCACGGAGACGAUGACGGCUUGCAGGCAAGUCCCAAGCCUCCACACGACUGGAUUGCGCUGGUCGAGCGUGGCGGCGGCUGCGGAUUUGCCGACAAGGUGCGGGUUGCUCAGGAGCUUGGUGCAGUGGCAGUUGUCGUAGGCGAUGCUCCGAAUCCCGGCUGGCACGGUGGUCGUUCUGGCGAUCCGAACGAGGAGGGUGACCCUGGCCUCAGCGGCAAGCGUCUCAUCACCAUGUUCGCGCCGGGCGACACGAGCGAUUUGCACAUCCCCUCUACCUUUGUCACCCGUCCGAGCUACCUCGACCUCGAACGUCUCAUUCAGGAGACGGAGAAGGAUCAAGAGGAUUGGCAGAAGCAGCAUCCGUCGCAGCACGACGAGCCGCCGCGCCCACCCAUGACGCGCGGGCUCGAGAUCGUGAUCGGCAAGGACGACAUGGUGUGGGAAUGGCCUCUGAUCGAUUUUGGGAUUCUGUUGCUGCUGCUUCCGAGCUUUAUGACGGUGAUCACGAUCAUCGUGCAUCGUGUACGGAUGGUGAGGCAGAGGAGGAAGGAGAGGGCGCCGGAGCUGGUUGUGCUUGGUCUGCCGUGUUUGAUCUGGAGGGGCAACGGUCAGCCGUGGGAGAAGGUGGAGGGUGCGGAUGUUGAUCCUGGACCGGGGAAUGGUGGUGCGACGUCUCCGCCUGCGGAUGGUGAUUUUGGUGCGGACGAUUUGGAAGCUGGCAGGGCGGGGGAGACGAUCCCGCUGUUGGGUGAGGAGAACGAAGCGGGACCGUCGCAACGCGCGCACACGUCUGUCAAGAUGCCACCUAACCCGUCGGCGUUCUUGCCACCGGGCAGGACAUAUUUCAGUACGGACGAGUGCGCCAUCUGUCUAUGCGACUUUGUGGAUGGAGACCGGGUGAGGGUGCUGCCGUGCGGUCAUAUUUUCCAUCGGCAGGAGGUGGAUGAUUGGUUGGUGAGGGUGAAGAAGCUGUGUCCGAUUUGUAAGAGGGAUAUCACGGUGCCGGUGCCACCGGCGCCUCCGGUGGCUUUGGCGGGAACAACGGUAGCGGGGGCAGUGGAGGAGCAGGUGGUGGUUCCGGCGGUGGUGGCGGAACAGCCGGUGCAGGAGCAAGGGGAUGAAAGUGUGGAUCUGGUUCAGCAUUUGAGUUCGGGAGAGAGGCCGGAGGGUAGGCAGGUGUAG